AUGGCGCCCUUUCUUUCGAAUAGCCCUAAGAUGGUCGAUGGAACUAGAUCAAACGGAACCGGAGGGGAUACAGCAAUAGGAGGAAUGUCGAGUAGCGCUCAGGCUAGCCAUUCGGUUCAAAUUCAAGAUGCUGUCGACACGGAGUUUCUUAUUGUUGGGGCAGGGCCUGCGGGUGCUGCCUUGGCUUGUUUUCUUGGUUCUCAUGGGUUCAAGGGUAUCAUGAUCAGCAGCGCUUCGGGAACAGCGAACACCCCUCGCGCACAUAUCACCAACAUGGCUGCCCUAGAAUGUCUACGAGACAUUGGUCUAUACGAGGAACUUGAAAGAUUAGGAUCCACGGGGGAAGAACAUAUGCAACACACCAGAUGGUGCCACAGUAUGGCAGGUGAGGAGUACGCACGAAUUCAUUCCUGGGGAAAUGACCCCAGAAGGAAGGGAGAAUAUAAACUGGCUAGUCCAUGUGAACCGUUCGACCUGCCACAGACUGUUCUAGAACCGGUUCUAGUUCGUCAUGCGGCUUUGAAAGGCUUCAAGUGUCGUUUUGAUACGGAGCUUGUUUCGUUCGUUGACGACGCGAAGACUGGUCUGAUCACAACAACUAUUCGUGAUAACGUCUCAAACCACGAAUACCAGAUCCGCACACGGUAUCUAUUUGGGGCAGAUGGUGCCCGGAGCCAGGUGGUGAAGCAACUUAAUUUGCCUCUCGUAGUCCAGCCUGACCAAGGUAUUGCAAUUAAUGUGCUGGUCAAAACUGAUCUCUCCCAUUUGGUCAAAAACCGAAAAGGCAAUCUCCAUUGGGUGAUGCAGCCAGAUCGUGAACACCCUCAUUUUGGCUGGAUGGGUAUCGUACGCAUGGUAAAGCCCUGGAAUGAAUGGAUGUUCAUCUUAUUCCCAGAUCGCGACUAUGAUCGUUCUCAAAGCAAGCCGUCUAAGGAGGAAUACCAAAAAAGAGUCCGAGAGUUCAUUGGCGAUGACACACCCGCCGAAAUUCUAGAUGUCUCCACGUGGUAUAUCAAUGAGAUUGUUGCGGAGGAGUACUCAAAGGGUAAUGUCUUCUGCCUUGGUGACGCCGUCCACCGCCAUCCACCAUUAAACGGGCUGGGCUCAAAUACCUGCAUCCAGGACGCCUUCAAUCUCGCCUGGAAGGUCGCUUAUGUCUGCAAAGGUCUUGCGCUACCCUCACUUCUAUCCACUUAUUCCAUGGAGCGACAGCCUGUAGGUCACUCGAUUAUCACCCGAGCAAAUCAGGCGUAUCGCGACCACCAUCACGUGUGGGAGGCGCUAGGCAUGCUGCCUAAGGACCUGUCUGCGCGGAAGGAGAUUCUGCAGGAGUUAAAGAGCGCAACUCCGGAAGGAUCAAAGCGCCGCCGUGCCUUCUACGCAGCAAUCAAGCAUACCUCUCAUGAGUUCCACGGCCUAGGAAUUGAAAUGAACCAACAUUACGAGGGCCAGGGGAUCUACAUAGUCGAUGAACCGCAUCCCUAUGUGCCACUCGGACGGGCAGCCGAGGAUAUAGUACUGUAUCAUGAACCGAACACGUACCCUGGCUCUCGCUUGCCGCAUGUCUGGCUCAAUAAGGCAACGCCGGAGGAGCCUAUCUCGACAAUCGACCUUGCUGGCCAUGGCUCUUUUACCCUCUUUACUGGAAUCGGAGGUGGUGCAUGGAGUAAAGCAGCUGAAAAUAUUGCGGAGAAGCUCAAAGUUCCAAUCCAGGCAUACUCCAUUGGAUUCGGCCAAGACUGGGAGGAUGUGUACCUUGAGUGGGAAAGUGUCCGGGGCGUGGAAGAAUCAGGGGCUGUGUUGGUGCGACCCGAUAGAUUCGUUGCAUGGAGAGCGUCGGAGGUUUUAUAUGAGACUAAAGCAUGCGAGGCGAAGCUUCUAACAGUCGUGCAAACUAUUUUAGGACAUGUCGAUCCAUAG
Messenger RNA from Penicillium vulpinum, 1920 nucleotides. RefSeq lists its product as uncharacterized. The transcript has 5 exons. The record is from RefSeq and is a predicted model, not a curated record. Gene Ontology annotation, molecular function: FAD binding. NCBI's taxonomy places the organism in Eukaryota, Fungi, Ascomycota, Eurotiomycetes, Eurotiales, Aspergillaceae. The coding region runs from base 1 to 1920 and encodes 639 amino acids.